UCCUCCCCCCAACGCACAUCCACACCUCCCCGUCCUGGGGCCCCUAACCGUCAAAACAGCGUACAGACACGCUACAUGGACAUGCUGCUCGCACUCGACACGAUCCCACGGCUACACAACAUCCUCGCCUCAUUCUUCACCUGGAUCCUGUUGGCGGGCUUCGUGAUCUUCCCGGGAACAUUCACCUCUUUGUCAACAUCCGACAAAAUAAACGGUAACCACACCGCAGCCGAGGUGUUGAAGAGUAUCAAGCACGUGCAGUUGCUGGUCAUAGCUGGUGUUUGCUGCGGUAUCGGUGCGGGAGGGAUGAUUUGGCUGUGGUGGCGCUGGAGACAGAAUUUCGUGUGGCUAUUGAAUAAGAUCUUCAUGCCGGGGUGCCUUAACUCACUCGCCGGCCUCAUUUCCACGCUCACGAAUGUAUAUUCUCAGCAGGGUGGGUCAUGGUCGAUUACGGCUCGAGUGACGGCGAUUGUGUCCGGUGCGAUAAUGGUGAUUACGGGUUGUCUGUUUGUGAUUUAUAAUUUUUGGGUUUUGGCGGGUGUUAAGAAGAGGCACGGACGGGAGAUG
Hyaloscypha bicolor E is the source of this 567-nucleotide messenger RNA. RefSeq lists its product as uncharacterized. The transcript has 2 exons. NCBI's taxonomy places the organism in Eukaryota, Fungi, Ascomycota, Leotiomycetes, Helotiales, Hyaloscyphaceae. The record is from RefSeq and is a predicted model, not a curated record. The annotation marks the transcript as partial.